Molecule: messenger RNA, 1632 nt
Organism: Hydatigera taeniaeformis
Lineage: Eukaryota; Metazoa; Platyhelminthes; Cestoda; Cyclophyllidea; Taeniidae
Source: the annotation of a GenBank genome assembly
AUGCCAAGAUAUGGGCAACUAGUGGUUGGCCCUGCGGGUUGUGGCAAAUCUACAUACUGUGCUACUAUUCAGAGGCAUUGUGAAACUAUUCGGCGAUCCUGUCGUGUUGUCAAUCUCGACCCUGCGGCUGAAUAUUUCGAAUACACUCCUUCGGCCGACAUUCGUGAUCUCAUCCAAGUUGAUGAUACAAUGCAAGAUGACGAGCUCAACCUUGGACCUAACGGUGGUCUCAUUUUCUGCAUGGAAUACCUUUGUCAGAACCUUAAUUGGCUUGAUGAAGCUCUCGGCGAGGAUGAGUUGGAUUAUAUCCUUUUUGACUGUCCAGGCCAGAUAGAGCUGUAUACUCAUCUGUCGGUUUUUCCUCGACUGGUAGAGUAUCUCCAUCAAAAGUGGGAUUUUCACGUCGUCAGUGUCUUCAUACUUGACGCUCGCUUUCUCGUGGAUGGAUCCCACUUUCUCUCGGGUAUUCUUUCAGCUCUCUCUGCAAUGGUGUGUCUUGGAACGCCCCACGUCAACGUCAUGACAAAGCUAGAUAUGUUAUCUGAAAAUAAGCAAAAAUUAAUUAGCUCUCGCUACCUGCAGCCAGAGCUAGACGACCUCUGUGAGACGUCGAGUGACGAAGAAACCGAUGCAAAAGCUGCACUUCCUCGCAGAUUUUCUCGUCUUACGCGGUCUUUGGCUGGUUUAGUGGAACGGUACAGCCUCGUCCAAUUCCAACCCCUUAAUAGGGAUAAGGAGGAGACUAUAGAGGAUCUUCUUCUACAAAUAGACCAGUGUCUUCAAUAUGGUGAAGACAAUGAACCCAUGAAUAGGUUUUUUGAUCAGGCAGAGCGGGACCUAGCCGGCGAUGAAAAUGGCGAUAUCUUGUUUUGUUCGAAGGUGUUUCCUGCGGGUGUGCAGCUAGGUCCCAGGUAUGCCAUUGUCUUGGUCACUGUUGCAUCGGUGACUGUUAUUCUCUACAUCAUGGAGUCCCUAUUGAAGCAAGUGUCACAAUCUCUAGACAGACACGAACGGUUGAAGUCUUUAAGUCUCUUGCUAGAAACGUUUGCUCAUGCCUUUACAGGCUCGGUUUUUUGGAUUGCCUUCUUGGUUGAACUACUUGAGCCAAGGUCACUUCGCUUCGUAGCGGAGUCAGCAUUUUUUUCUGCCUUGGUUGCAGUUAGUAUGGACAUUGACCAUUUUAUCGCCGCCGGGAGUAUCUCCAUAAAUGUAAGUGUCAACUGUGCCGCUUUAUCCCUCCCCGGACGGCCAUUUCUCCACUGGUCGGGCUGCCUUGUGGUUUUGGUGGUGGCGCUAUUUGUGGGCAGUUUUAUGGCUAAGCACCACUUGUUUACUGUGCCUUGUCUAGCGAGGCAAAUCGUAGAUGCUGGCUGGGUCACUCUUGUGGCUUGGACCUCGCAUCAGCUUCGUGACUCUCUUCGACGCGGUCUUUGGUUGUGGCCUCCUCCUCGUUCCCUCCUCUCCCCGCUCGGUUACCUUCACACCCCACCCCUUCCUUUGCCUCUUGCUUAUCCGCUGGCCCUAGCAAGCCUGCUUGCUCUGCUUUGUUUUGCUCCGCUCAAACCGUUUGAUUGGUCUAUUUUUUCAACACAUAUUUCACUUCAUGAAACAUAUAAAGUAUCUCUCGUCUAG